This is a messenger RNA of Cryptosporidium muris RN66, 4464 nucleotides long. RefSeq lists its product as uncharacterized. Gene Ontology annotation, cellular component: microtubule plus-end; spindle pole; kinetochore. The transcript has a single exon. The record is from RefSeq and is a predicted model, not a curated record. Gene Ontology annotation, biological process: establishment or maintenance of microtubule cytoskeleton polarity; centrosome duplication; mitotic spindle organization. NCBI's taxonomy places the organism in Eukaryota, Apicomplexa, Conoidasida, Eucoccidiorida, Cryptosporidiidae. The coding region runs from base 1 to 4464 and encodes 1487 amino acids. Gene Ontology annotation, molecular function: microtubule plus-end binding; microtubule plus end polymerase activity.
AUGGAGGAGGAAAUAAAUGUUAUAGAUAAGAAUACAGAAUUCAAUAUUCCAGAAUUUGCACCUAAGAACAAUAAUAUUUAUAAUGGAAUUGAUUUAUCUGCAAUUCCUAUACAGUCACUAAUAGUAAGUAAUGAAUGGCAGAUGAGAAUUUAUGGAUAUGAGAAAUUAAUAAAUGAAAUGGAUCUAGGGGAGAAACCUAGCUUUUUAACAGAAAUGAUACCAAACAUGAUUUCAGAUAAAAAUGUUGCAGCUCAGGGUAAAGCAAUUCAAGCAAUAUCCAAGUAUAUAUUUUUAUACUGUAGUACAUCAAAUACUGAUAUAGAUUUGAGGAGAAUAUGGAAGGAAGAUUUGGUUGAUAUAUUGAUAAAAAAGACACUUUAUAAUUCUAAGACAUCUAGUCCAUCUAUCUCUUUAGUUGCAUCAAUAUUUGAGACAUCAUUAUUAAUUGAAGGAGCUACUAUAGACAGUACGAACUUUUUAUGGGAAGAUAUGAAUACAUUUUUGGAGACAAACAGGAAAGCAAAAGGAUUAGUAAUAAGACAAAUUUUAGGUAUUGUUUCACUUUAUUCACAUAUGAUUGAAAAUUAUGGUAUAGAGUAUUUACCUAUUACUCAAUGGUGCAAUAAAACUGCAUUUUUACUUGCGGAUUGUAGUGAUAAAUCUGUUAGAGAUUCUGUUUAUUCAAUUUUUGUUCUUACAUUUAGUUAUACUAAGAAUAUUGAUGGUAUUAUCCAAUUACUAAGUUCUCCUCAACAACAAGAAGUUGAGAAGAGAUGUAAUGCUAUAAUAGAAACAAAUGGAGACUCAUUUGCUACACCUUUAAAAAAAGAAUUUCUUGCAAAGUUACAAAGUAAUAAGAAUUUGAAUAGUGAGAAAUUGACAAAGAAAGGAUAUUUGGAACAAGGAACGAAUAAACUUAGUUCAGUAUAUGAUACCAUAGAAGCAGUAGAUGUAAUUCAUAUGUUACCAAAUAAUUGGUUAAAUAUUGUCGGAUCUAAGGAAAUAAAAUGGAAUGAGAGAAAAGCUGCUGUUGAUCAAUUAAUUCAGUUAUGUGAAAAAUAUCCUAAGCUAGCAAUUUCACAAAAUGAUAAUCCAAAGGCAAGUAAUAAUCAGAAUACAAGUGGUUCAAAUAGUGGGAAAGGGAAUUCACCUCCAAGUUUGAAUGAUUUCCAGAAUAUGUUUUCAAUUUUUCAAAGAAUGCUAAAACUAGAAAGUAAUAUAGCCUUAUUAGUUUCAUUAUUACGUUUAAUUGGAAGUUUAUCCAAGGGUUUGCGUGGAAGAAUCAGUAAUAUUUUGCGUCCAACAGCUGUACAGAUAAUGGUUAAAUUAAAAGAUCAAAAUAGGAGUAUUUGUAAUGAGGCUGUAAAUUCUUUGAUGGCUAUACUAACAUAUUCUUGUACUCUAGACCAACUUUACGAAGAUUUACAUAUAUGUGGUUUAAAAGCUGCUCCAGCAACAGCUAAAUGUUCAGCAAUGAGCAUUUUUUUAAAUUUGAUCGAUAUGGUUAUAGAAAAGAAGGAUUUUCCUGAAAAACAUUUAAAAGGAUUUAAAAUGUUAGUGAAUGAUAUACCUCCACUUUUAGAUGAUGCAUCUGCUCAAGUUAGAUCUUCUGCUUCUGUAAUUUUAUUAAGGCUAAGAGAUCCUAUAUUUGGGUCUACCAUAAAUUCGAAUGCUAAUAAGAUAUUUGAUAGUUUAAAUAGUGCAAAGCAAAAACUUUUGGAAGAUACUAGAAAGAAACUGAGGAUUUCUGAAUUUACUACUGUAUCGGAUAUUACAAAUACUGAUGAACAACAGGAACUUCAAGAAUUUCCUACAGUUAUAACGAAAUCAGUUUCCUUGAACUCAAGACAAAUUCCGAAUUGUACAAAUGUAGCAAAUAUUAAGAAUUCGUCUCAGGUUUCUGGACUAGUAAAUCUUAAAAAUUCGAUAUUUACUCAAAGUACCUUAACUACAACUAAUACAAGUGAUAUAUCUUCACUAAAUUUGACUGGUUCUAAUUCUCAGAAUACAAAAAAUCCAACUAAUUUAAAGAAUUCUAAAAUAAUGAAUACAAAUAUAAAUUCACAAAUAGCACUAAAAAAACCCUUUAAAUUAUCUUCACCCAAAAAGGCUGAAGAGACAGUGCAAAUGAAUUCUUUGAAUAAAUCUCAUUUACCAGCUAAUAAAUCUACUAAAUAUAUAUCACAAUCAAAAGAUAAUUCAUGCCUUGAUAAUUUAUCUCUUUCAGAAAAUUUAUCAAUAAGUGGGAAAUACUUGCAAUCAUUAUCAGUUAUAGAAACUCCAAAAACGACAAAUAUGCCAACUAUGCUACAAGCUUUAUCUUCUCAUAAUAGACAGAAUGUAGAUUUUAAAGAAAGUAUCGAUACUAAAAUUAGUGAAAAAUUGUCAUGUACAUCAGAUUAUAUUUCAAAAAUGAAAUCACUAAAAAUAGAAGAUACAACUCGCUCAGUAGUUUAUAUAGAUCAGAUUGAUAGCCAACUGUGCAUAUAUACUAAUUCCAGCUUUGAUAAUAAUUUAUUAAUGAAUAAUUCAGAAAUUCCUCAAAAUAUUUGCAAAUAUCUUACAUCUCUAGUUUCUACAAGUUUGUUGAGUAAAAUGUUUAGUGAUAACUUGGCACUUGUAAAUGAUGCUAUCAGAUUUUGGGGUGGAUAUUUCAUGGAAGAAAAUCAAAAUGUAUCAUUAGAGAAAGUUGUAUUUAUUAAAAUAUUAUUACUAUGGUUAGCUGAAUAUACUGAAAAAAGGGUAAUUCUACAGUAUGACAAUCUUUUACUAUCUAUAUUUCAUAUUAUAAAUAAAUGUGAUAAGGCAAGUAUAUGUAAUCUUUGGACUUAUAAUGUGACUUAUAUAUUAUAUUACAUAAUAAUCAACAUCUUAAUCUAUGACUUGUUCCAAUUUCAGAAUGAUCCAGAAUUGUGUAGUUUUGAAAGUGAAAAAUAUGAGAAGAUUGGAUCUAUACUUUUACAUAAGUAUAUUCAAGUUGAAGAUGAGGAUUACAUGUAUGAUAUAAAUUCUAUAGAUAGAUCAGAAUAUUUGGAUCACAAGAAUUUUGUGAUUAGUACUAUACUAAUAAUAGCUUUGAAUAGAAAUGAGAUCAAUAAGCCUAAAGUAGCUAAUAUGUUGAAAUGCCAGAUAAUACAAUCAAAAGAUGAAACAAGUCUAUUUACAAGUUUUGGAUUAUCAAAUAUUUUAUUAUUAAUAAACAUUUACUGUGAAUCAGUAGUGCAAAAUUUAAAUUAUCCAAAUUUAGCUUUAAUUAAAGAUUUACUUUGGACUGUAGCUAAUAUUUGUGGCUAUCAAAUGUGGAAUUAUAUAGUCUCAGAGUUCUUAAGCAACUGCAAGGCUGAAAUAAUUUUAAAUAAUAUCAAUAUUACAAAUAAUAAUUCUAACACUGUAGAAAUAUCAAAAUCAUUAGAAUAUUCCAUAUCAUCUAACGGUAUUUUUACAUGUACAAAUCUUUUUACUAAAAAUAUAUUGUGGACAUUUAAUAUGCUAGGAUUUAAUAAUACACCUGGACCAAAAAAGAGAUAUAGUACUGAUUUGACUUUAACAUCACUUAUGUCUAUAUCUAUUGAAAAUACCCUUCAGUUCCAAAUAGAAAACUUAUUUAAAUUACUACCGAAAGUCCUAACAAUUGAAGAUACUUCAAUUGUAAGUUCUCAAAGUUCAAAAUUUGUACUUUUUGAACAUAUAAGAAAUAUAUAUAUACUUGGAUUUCAUAUAUUUUUCUCACUACCAAGUAUUAUGAAUCUAAAUAAAUAUCAGUUAAGUGAUAGUAAAAAGAUGGUUGCAAAUCCUUUCUAUGGGAUUAUAGAUCAUAUGGAACAAUUAUCUUCAAUUUACCAGUCUUUUUUAGUUAGAGAUGAAUGUCCUACUAAAACAGUAAUAUUUUAUGUACUUUUAAUAAUGAGUAACUAUUUUUCUUGGAAAGAAAAUAUCCAAGAUGAAAAUUUAAAAACAAAUCUUGUGACAUCAUUGAAUAAUAUAAUGGGAAACAACAUUAUUUCAGCAUAUCAACAAUAUUUACCAAAAUUAGUUGUAACGGUAUUUGAUGUCAUUCUGAAAAAUGAUAAAGGUAAAAACUACCUUAAAUUUGACAAAGAUCUUCUGCAAAGAUUAUUACCUAAGAUUUUGAGAAGGGUUAAAGCCUCUUUUAUUAAUACGUCAUGCUGGACUUCUCAUAUAUCUUCUGUUGAACAUUGUAUAGAAUGUUUGUUUGGACAAAAUGCCGACCCUAGUGAAUCUUCAAUUCUUGUUGGAUUUACUAUUGACUAUAUUGCAUUAAUACUUGAAAAUGGACAUGAAUUAUUUCGAAUGAUUAAAACAAAUGAAUAUAUACUAAAGGAUUUUAUCAAAUUUAUAAAUAGUUCUAAAGAUCAAUCUGAAUACUUGUAUAAUCAACAGAAAGUACAAUAUAUUCAAUCAUUUAUGAGUAUACCAACGAAUUAUACACUAGAUAAGCAAUAA